Oryctolagus cuniculus (rabbit) is the source of this 2072-nucleotide messenger RNA. Lineage: Eukaryota; Metazoa; Chordata; Mammalia; Lagomorpha; Leporidae. The record is from RefSeq and is a predicted model, not a curated record.
GGCGUCAGGAGCCACAGCGUGCCCGUGGGCCUGGACUCCAAGGUCCUCGUGGAUUUGGUUGUGGUGGGAUCCGUCGCUGUUUCUGAGAAAGGCUGGAGGAUCGGGAAGGGAGAAGGUUACGCAGACCUGGAGUACGCCAUGAUGGUGUCGAUGGGCGCCGUGCACGAGGGGACGCCGGUGGUCACCAUCGUCCACGACUGCCAGGUCGUGGACAUCCCGGAAGCCCUCCUGGAGGACCACGACAUCAUGGUCGACUACAUCCUCACUCCCACCCGGCUCAUCGCCACCGGCCGGGAGCGCCCGCAGCCAGCCGGCAUCGCGUGGUCCAAGAUCAGCCCUGAGAUGAUGGAGAAAAUCCCCAUACUGCGGAGCCUCCGGCGCCGGGAGGAGCAGGCUGGGAAAGACGUCGCCCUCCGGGACGUGGCGGACAGCCAGCGGGCAGCUCCCCCAGGGAGCGUCAGGAGGCCCCAGGACCCUCAGGGAGUGGCCCGCGGUUCCCCGCUGCUGGCUGCCACCGUUUCCGUGGGGAACCUCCCCCACGAUGCCCGCGUGAGCGAUCUCAAGAGAGCCCUCCGGGAGCUCGGGCUGAUGCCCCCGCGGCUCACCUGGCAGGGGCCACGGCGCCCCGCCCUGCUCCACUACCAAGACCCAGCCUCGGCCCAGCAGGCGGUCUCCUGCUUGCAGGGCCUGAGCCUCGGCGCCAGCACCGUGAGGGUGGCACUGGCCGAACAGCAGAGGGACAGAUGACCCACGGGCGGCCACGGCUGGCAGAGGCGAGCGUGACGGCCUGCUGCUGGCCUGAGUCUCGGAGGGGGCGCCCUGUGCCCCUGCUCCUGGCCGGGCUGGGCUAGGGGAGCCGCAGGCAGAUGACAACGGCGCGGCAGUGCAGUGCCUCAGCGAAAACCGCUCCUGGGCUCACCCUGGUUGGACGCAGGGGAGCCCACGCCCAGAACUGCACUGGGGGCCGCCUCCCGCUCCACCAGCCAGCCUUGCCUGGCCCGGGCAGGCGGCCUGGACUCAUGGCAACCGCAGGCCCCCGGCACACGGGUGCCCACAUGCUCGGCUUGGCCCAGAGCCUCCGGGUCCCUGGGUCCCCCAGGUGCUUCCGGCUGUACUGCCCUCUCGGCAGACGCGCGCUUACAGUGGUCGCAGGCAGACGCGCGUGUGUCGCACGCUCGGGGGUUUCAGCAGCGUGCGUCUGCAGCGUCCCGGGCCUCAGCAGAGGGAGGCGCGUGCUGCCACACCUGCCCCCGGGCUCCACGCUGGCGCUGCUCCUCGGCCCGCACAUCCGCCGUGGUUCCGGGCCAGUGGCCGGUCCGUCCUCCCCCUCCUCGCCACAGUGCCCGUCCUGCGGCUGGCAGACCCCCACGCAGCUUUUGCUCGCUCGCUCUCGUGGGUUUGCAGUGAAACUUGUAGCAGAUCCACCGCCCUGAGCCGGCGCCAACGCAAAACGUCCACCAAGGCUGCGAUGCACCCCGCCGUGGCCUGUGCCCACGGCCAUCAGGAGUUACCAGGGCUGACGCCCCACUCCCGUCAGGCAGUCAACAAAUCCCUGGGAGCCUCCGCCCAGCCCCCCCCCCCCAGCCCCAGAUCCACGCAGGUGGGCUGCAGCUCUCCCAGCGCCGGGACCCCAGGCUGCGCCCGAGUGUGGCCCUUCCCUCGGCUGAUAGAUCUCGCUGUGCUCAGACUGGGAGCAGCCUGGAACCAGCGCCCAGGACACCCCCUAAGGGGAAAGACCCAGAGCCUGCACCAGGGCUGAGAACUGCGACAGGAAGCGAAGGGAGAGCACAGCCCCACAAACCGCGGGAGAGGCACCUCGUAGCAGGUACUGGGGGAGAUAAACACACAGCGGCCAAAGCACAGCCGGGGGCACCCUGGAGAUGCGGGUGCGGCCCGAGUCCUUGGGCCCCUGCCACCCACGUGGAGACCUGGGUUCAAGUCCCAGGCUUCCAGCUCUAGUCUGGCCCAGUCCCGGCUGUUGUAGGCAUUUGGGGCGCGAACCAGUGGAUGAUCUCUCUCCUCCCACCUACCUUUCAAAUAAAAUGGAAAAUGCAUGUUUACAAAAGCAGAAA